AUGGCUCGCGAGUUCCGCUGCUUCCUUCUCAUUACAGCAGACAAAGCAAGCAAACGCCGUGAAGGCCUGUUGUUCAGACGUUACGUUACCGCCCUCGCCAAGUCGCCCCGACAAUGGUUUCGCAUGCGCGACACAGAUGCUUUGAUCCGUUUUACCAUGGGCGCAGCUCUGGUCUGUAACGAUCUCGAUGACGUAAACUAUACCGAAGAACAGUUCGAGGCUCUGGAUGAACUCGGCGCCACUCUCUACGACAGUGUAGCCUUCUACAAACACCGGUCCGAGGGCGAGACAGACUUUCAGAACUCCACGUUCGCAUACGCGCCUUCCGAUAUCCGUAUCAAGGCUUUCCACCAGUCCCGUGAGUUGCUCUGGGCUCUCGAUGUUGCUUGGGCGGGCAAGCGAGAACACAUGGUUAUAAUCAAUUUCCUAAGGUUUUUCGGUGGUCCUAUACACAUGAUGAUGCGUCGCUACCGGUUCAUCGAAGAUGGAAUGAUGAUCGGCCGGCCCGAGACUACCGCCGUCAUCACACAAGCACGCCAACAGUUCAAGCUCUGGAACCGCGUCGACAUGCAGGAUGGCGAUGCCAAGGACGUUGAGCGCUACAACCACUUAAUGGCGAGAAGUGAUGAGCUCAUGUUCGACGGCCUACGCGAGUUCCUCGACGCGAGCAACGACGGUACUUGUAAGGCCUGUCAGUACCGUGAGACACAUGGUGGGCAUACUUCUUUUUCGUUUGGUGGAAUAAAGCUAUGCGACGGCUGCAAGGAGUCUUGGGGUGCGUACGUCGAGUCUUUCUCAGCUCGGUUCGCGGAUGUGUUUCCGGAGAUCAAGAACGUGAUGACAACUUAA
Alternaria infectoria is the source of this 849-nucleotide messenger RNA. It is a transcript of the gene ABA3, whose product is annotated as Molybdenum cofactor sulfurase. Bases 1 to 849 code for a protein of 282 amino acids. NCBI's taxonomy places the organism in Eukaryota, Fungi, Ascomycota, Dothideomycetes, Pleosporales, Pleosporaceae. The record is from RefSeq and is a predicted model, not a curated record. The transcript is spliced from 3 exons.